Rotaria socialis is the source of this 300-nucleotide messenger RNA. The record is from the annotation of a GenBank genome assembly. Lineage: Eukaryota; Metazoa; Rotifera; Eurotatoria; Philodinida; Philodinidae.
AUGACAGCAAGUAGUGUUGAAGCAAUGAAUACUAUUGGUGAAUUAUUUGAUAAAACUGCUAUUUAUAGUUUUCCUGGCACAUCAGGGCAGGAUUUAGAUGAUAUUGAUCUUCAAUCAACUAUUGAGAGUCGUGUUCAGAUACUUGAAGAUUGUCUUAAAUGGAGUGCUAUUGCACCAGCACGUCCUAAUACAUUAAGACCAAAUGGUAUUCAAGUUCGUCUUAUCUGUAUUCCAUAUUUUGCUGAGUCAAAUUCAUGUAUUGCUCUCAAUUUAAGUACACUUGAAUGUUAUGAAAUAUAA